AAAAAAGAAAAAGAGUUCCAAGAGGCGAGAACUCAAAGGCUGGGGUUUAGGGCUUUUCUUUCCUUCUCUCAUCCCUCUACACAGAAGAGUGAAAUGGAGAGAGGGAUGAGAGGGACACAGCUUUCCUUGAACCAGACCCAGAAGGUUCGGUUACAGAGAGCUCUCGAACAGCUCGAAUCUCUGUCUUCCAAAGUCAAUUCCAAUGCCUCCGUAACAGUCGCUGAUUCCAUCCCCGUCAACUACGAAGAUGGCGUCCUCAAAGGACACGGAACCUCAGAGCUCAACGGCGAAGUUGUCGCGACGGUUUGCGGCGUCGUCGAGCGAGUGAACAAGCUGGUCUACGUCCGUGCUUUGCGCGCCAGGUACAAGCCAGAGGUCGGAGAUAUCAUAGUUGGGCGUGUCGUUGUGGUUGCUCCCAAGCGUUGGAGAAUAGAGAUAAAUUAUAGCCAGGAUGCAGUUUUGAUGCUUUCUUCAAUGAACUUACCUGAUGGUAUCCAGAGGCGCCGAACUGCUCUAGAUGAACUCAACAUGCGCAGCAUUUUUGAAGAGAAUGAUGUUAUUUGCGCUGAAGUUCGCGGCUUUCAACAUGAUGGUUUACAUCUCCAAGCAAGAAGCCAAAAGUAUGGAAAGCUUAAAAGGGGUCAAAUGCUCACAAUCCCUCCUUAUCUAGUGAAGAGACGGAAGCAACAUUUCCAUCAUUUAGAACAGUUUGGGAUCGAUUUGAUACUUGGCUGUAAUGGAUUCAUCUGGGUUGGUGAACAUGUCGAAGCCACAGAUGAUAUGUUGGAAGAACAAGUGAACAAGACUGAACAACAAAUCACCAAAUCUGAUAGAAAUUCGGCUAGUCUGGAAGAACAAGAACAGAGUUCCAUCCCAUUAGAAACAAGACAGAGCCUAUGCAGAACGGCAAAUGCAGUUCGCGUGUUGUCUACUUUGGGCUUCAUUGUUACUAUAGAAGUGAUACUAGAGACGGUAAACUUGAGUAGUUCUUUGAAUCUUGACGUUCAUGAAAUGCUUGGUUCAGAGUUUUGUGUUUUGGUUGCUGAGAAAGAGGCUGAACGGAGAACCUUGAACAAAAAGAAGAGAUGAUGAGAUGGGAACGUUUUGGCAUCCCGAUUGCAAACCAAGUUUUUGUUUUUGUUUUUUGUUUUUUGUUUUUUGUUUUUUGGGUUUAGCUAACUAACUUUAUUAUAUUAGAAAGGUGUUUUUUGUUUUUUGUUUUUUUGUUUUGUUUUUUUUUUAACUUACCUCUAUGACAGCUAAAUUGCAAAUGAAAUCGCAUUAUUUGGUUUGUAGUUUAUUUGCUAAAUUGUAGACAUGCGUUGCACGGUCUGUAAAACAGUAAUUAAGAAUAAAUCAUGAAACUAGCAAACAAUGCACGAAAUG
Molecule: messenger RNA, 1386 nt
Organism: Morus notabilis
Lineage: Eukaryota; Viridiplantae; Streptophyta; Magnoliopsida; Rosales; Moraceae
Product: exosome complex component RRP4 homolog
Exons: 6
Coding region: 94-1089 (331 amino acids)
Biological process (GO): nuclear polyadenylation-dependent rRNA catabolic process; U4 snRNA 3'-end processing; CUT catabolic process
Cellular component (GO): nuclear exosome (RNase complex); cytoplasmic exosome (RNase complex)
Molecular function (GO): RNA binding
Source: RefSeq, a predicted model, not a curated record